This is a messenger RNA of Symbiodinium sp. CCMP2592, 5715 nucleotides long. Lineage: Eukaryota; Dinophyceae; Suessiales; Symbiodiniaceae. The record is from the annotation of a GenBank genome assembly.
AUGCCUCGUGAUGCCGGCCCCCGCAAGCCCACCCUCAAGCAGCUGGCGAAGCAGAAAGCGAAGGACAUCAAGACCCGGGAGCGCAACGAGGCGACGUUCGCAUCCGCCGUUCAGCACUCCAAAAGCACCAUACUCGACGUGGACAUGCGGUUCAUUCAAGACACGCUGACCCAGAACCCGACUUGGAUUUCUCCACUCGCUGGUCUGAUCCGCUCGGGCUCGUUGAAUGGUCUUCUGAAGGACGUUGCCAAGAAGGAGGAGACCGGUGGACUGAGAUGGAAGGGCAAGUGCACCAAAUGGGGCAGUUUGCCGCUUGAGAUGGCGAGCUUAAUGCUCAAGCAUUGCGGUGUGGAGCUCGCGGAGGACGUACAGAAGGACGAACCCGUCGUACGGACCCUCUUCGAGAUCCAGUUCUGGGCAGCCAAGUCGGCGUCCUUGCCAUCUCGUGCGGACAUUCGCUAUCAGUCCACGUUGGUCAAGUUAGCGAGGGCCCGCAUGGAGGACGUUGGUCGCAACUACAUAGCUGCGGUGAACUCGGCGGAGGCUAUCAGUGUUGACCGGGACAGGUACAACAUCUGGUCACUUGAGAACAACACGUUGUACUGCCACGUCUUUGCCACACAAGAUGGACACCCUCGCCGUUCCCGCUCGGAGUUCGUACCCAACGAGUCGUACCUCAGCCACGAGCUUCCUACUCUCCCGGACAACAAGACGUGGCAAUUGGACGACCCUUUUGCGGUGGACUGUGUCAUUUCAGAUGGACAGCAUAACUCGUUGUUCAGUUUUGAAUGCGCGAGUUUCUUUCCUACUUUGCCGGACAUGAAGGCCAAGUGGACCUUCGACUUGUCGUCGGACGCAGACACCACGGACGCUCUGAAAAAAGAGAUCGAGUCGCACUUUCUCCAGAGUUCGUUCUCCCUCCUCAAGCAGCAGGAGCACGCUGCAAACGCCGAGAAGAAGGGCACCAAACGAAAGGCAUCCUCGCAGCAGAUGCAGGACGACAUGGAGGACGACAACGAGCAAGCGGACAAUGAGGAGCACACGGGUGACCAGAUGGAAGAGGUAGCAGCUGGACGAAGCACACGUUGUACAGAGUUUGCCACGUCGAGCUUUGCAACGAUUGUUCUUUUGCAUCAAUGGCACCAGGGUAUGCGCAAAGAUGCCAAAUGGAAGAAGCCGGCAGAGGAGGUAUCCAAGCUGGCCGGGGAGUUGCUUCAAGGCCUCGCUUCCUUGUUCCUGCAGACCCCGCAGGACUUCUCAUUCACGUGGGACGGAAACACUCUGGUGCUGCCGUUCAAAGGAGGUUCGCUGGACGUGGACGAGGUUGUACUGCAAAACAGUUUACUUGCUAAAGUACUACACCGCGAUCGUUCCCGAUUCAUGGACGUGCUGCAGGAUGUGAAUGUGGACUGCACCCGUCGGACAAUUGGAGACACUCGCAAGUCAUCUAGUUUGAGGACGAAGUACUACUUGUUGGCGGCUUUGGCACGUGCCAUGGAUUCGUCGGACGACACGCAUUCCUGCUGGACAUCUUUGAAUGUGAAGCAAGUGAUGCAGCUUAGGAGCACCUCCGGAUAUCGUCGGUCGUCCACGAGUUUUCGACAAGAGGUUGCGAGUUCAUCGAAUGCCACACGCAGGACACUUACCUCCACAUUGCAAGGACAUGCGUUCACCGUGCAGGACAGCAGCGAACAGCAGGACGAACAAAAGAUCAAGAAGCACGCUUCUAUGGACGCACACAGGCUAGCACGCAUGGAGCGAUACGCCUAUGUCACGCAGGGCAAGUCAGAUUUCCUCUCGACGGACAUUUUGUGCGUGGUGGUCCAGAAAUCGUCCGUCUUGUCGGCUGAGCAGUGGAAAGCUAUGUGGAACAAGGCUUCCAAGAAGUUCCUCGGGAUCGAGAAACCCGUUGGACCUGGUCAUGCGGAGGACCGGCUGGCCACACUGUCUUGGAUGCAGGACAUAAACCACGGCUUGCGACCCAUUGGCUGGACUUUUGGCUGCUGCCAGAGCACGCCGGCCGGCCCCGCGGAGGACGACACGAAGGCUAAACGUGCACCGAUCAUGAUUUUGUGCACCGACCAAGAAGCAACACAGCUGGCGGCUGUCUCCUUCUUGAGGAACAAAAAGAGCCUCUGGAUCGAACACGUCUCGGACCCCGCCCACAGGUCGCACAACGACGUGGCUUUGGCCUUGUCGGCCGCUGGACUCCUGAAGUUCUGCACAUGGUGCAUCUCGCUGUACAACAUCAGGUAUGGACCCUGGCAGAAGGGCUCGUGGGCGUUGAAGAUCCAGCAAGCCGCAAAUCGCAUGAAGGACAACAUGGACCCCUCGGACCCGAUAUUGCUCCUUUUCUUCCCGGACAUUCUGCUGGACGCCGGCCUCUCCCCCCUGGACGACAACACGGAGGAGAAACGCAGGUCGUUUUUGCAGACAUUACCCGACAUGGACUGCAUCCGCAUCAAGGGCACGAAGGCCAGCAAGAGUCGGUUCAAUUCCCUGACGACGGCCCACAGCGCGCUGGACAAAGAGUGGUCGGUCUUGGCUUUAGUUCUCACGGUGGUCUGCUUGGAGCACAACUGGGCAGUUUCCACUAAGGACCUCUUCUCGCAGGACAGCAACCAGGCCCGUGCCUCGGUUCCAUAUGGUGGAAGCAAGUCUUCUGCCAUACAGGAGGCCAAGCAAGGCAUGGACCAGGAGCGGAAGGGCAGCGCGAACAGUCUACACUUAAUGACGAAGUUCGUGAUCUCGCAGGACAACAAGACGACAGCCAGGAUGAUGUUCCAGGUCUUGCAACCCGAAGAGCUUCGUUGUUCGCUCAUGCUCAAGCAGCUGCGUUCCAAAGGCAUGACGAAGGACUACUACUCUGGCUGGGCACACUGGUCUUGGAUGAGCACUGCAAAGGACCACGUCAGGACUUUGUCGAAUUUGGAAGGUUUAUCUCGUGUCGGCCUCGACCUGACACUGGCACGCGCACAACCCCCGGAGGAGACAGAGCUUGUCUGGCAGGACUCGCUCGCAGGCCAAAUGACGCAGUUGACACUACAGAUCCUGCGGCUGCGGGCCGGGGCACAGCUGUACCAUACUGGAGGUUUCGGUGCGACCGCAGGACUAGUCCAUGCUGAAGAGCAGUUCCGUCGGGCAAGCUUGGAUUUUUUCAAAGAGAUGCAGUCUUGUAUCCAGGACACGCACAGUGGUGGUUCUCGUAUGGCAAAAAAAUUGCUCGAAGGUCAUUUCUCCCAAGGGCCGAUUAGUCGGUACAUCCUCGCCGAUCUUUGCACUACCCGGUUUCAGAGCCUUACGGAGGACGUUGCACACGUAUUGACCAGCAUUUGGUCGGGCCUCUUGAACACGAAGAUCAUCGAAGACUGUAAUAAAGUCCAGCGCGAGGCCGAGCAACGACAUUCGUCUUCGAAGGACUUGGGUCGUUUGGACGGAUGGAAGGCUGUGACCCAACAGGCCGUGGUCAAGAUGUACGAGAGGGUGGAGGCACUGUCAACGGAGCUCUACCACACGCCGGCAGCGUUUGACGUGGCCAAACUUUUCUGCAAAGACACCGAGAAGAAGAAGAUUCAAGCAGUUCGUCGUCGUUCCGAUUCGUCGGUCAGCACGCAGGUCAGUGCCUCGGAGGUGCAGGAAGCACAGCUUCUUGCAGACGUGACGAAGACGAGGGACUGGGUCUCCCACAACCACGCCGAGGAACAGGAGGUUUUGGCUGCCUUCAGUUUACUGAUGAAGGCGUGGAGGGCCAAGCGAUGGUCGCUUUGUGAAGAAGGUUGGUGCUCUGGACUUUUGCCCGAAGGACAUGUUGUACUGGCAGGUGCAGCCCCGUUGUUCAUCGUUCGGACAUACCGUUUGGCUGCACUCGCAUGGCCCGGCAAGAUCGUUAAGGACAAGGACCAUGAGUUUUUCGAAUUCAACAUGGGCGUUCGGUCUCUCUUUUGGAUGCACAGCACAUCUUUGGACUUGGAAGUGUUGCGGCUGCGAGUUGUUUCACCUCUGCGUCGUUCCACGCAGGGCAGCCACCUCAACAACGGCAUCGUGUUUUUGGUGGACAAGAAGAUGGGCACGUUGGACUUUCACGCCGAGCAGGGUGUGGACGCAGGACAUCAGCUGGCUGUUGCCGCCAUGCUCAACAUGGACAACUCGUUGGUCGAAGAGGACGUGGUUCAACGAAUCCUGGCAAGGCAUCAGACUGACAAGUGGAUGCCGGAGGUCGACGACAAGGACUUGGAAGCCGUCGUUCGGGACACGCUGCUCAUUGGCGAGCAGGACAAGGUAUGCACGAUGUACAAGAACGCCGUCUCGGACCUGGACAAGGACUUUUGGAAGGCCGGACAGGACACACGCCGACGCAAGACUCAGAAGGCCGAGAAGGACAGCAAAAAGCUAAAGCAGCAGUACGACCGGGUGUACGCAAAGCUGAAUGCCACGACGGACGAGCUUGUGAAGAGCAUGGUUCCUGAUACUGUACAGGUUUGGACGGACCCAAAGAAUGGUCGUUGGAAGGUGUCCUACAAGACAGCUGUAGUUGGUCAUGGGUGGAGCACCACGAAGGACGUGAUCCACCCGAAAACUUGCAGGCACAACCGAAAGGACCUCCGUGACGAGUACACACGCAAGGCCAGGCAGGGCUACCAGGAGAAUCGGGUCCAACGCGAAGAAUUUCGACAGGCCAAACACACGGAAGUUCCCCCCGCUUCGUUCAUGGACAGAGAACUGCCGGACGUCGCAGAGUCGCAGGACUUCGACGGUCGUGGCAUUUUUCGCUACACGGCCGAGGACCCACUGGUGCAGGAGAAACAUAUGGGUCGCGGCACGUACGGGGAGAUUUUCGCUUGCACGUACCAGGGCCUGAAGUUAGCCUUGAAAGUGGCCGUUCGCACGCCGGACAGGGAGACUGCACUGUUGGACGUGCACCAAGACGGUCUCGAAAAGACGUGGGACUUGACCCGUGAGUUCACUCUUUUGAGCCAGGUAGGACCUCAUCCGAAUGUUCUGCGACUCUAUGCCUUGCUGACAUCCUCGACUGGGCACACGGGAAUUCUAAUGGAGCGGGCUUCCUGCGACCUCUUGAAGGCCACACGGGACUUGAAGACGGACGACCUUCAGGACGGAGUUCCCUGGAGCACACGACGAGCCCAAGUAACGACGUACUUUCGGCAGACACUCGCAGCUCUUACAUUUGUGCACAGCAAAAACAUCGUACAUUUGGACGUGAAAACGAACAACUUCCUCGUGUUUCUCCUCGGCGAGCGGGUGGUGCUGUCCGACUUUGGUUUUUGCCGAGCUUUGCCACUCAAUGGAAAAGCAAAAGUCAGAGCUGACGAAGUCUACACGACGUACUACCGGCCGAUCGAGUGCCUUUACUCCGGGGACGGCAAGGUGGAGAUCGGCCCGAAGGCGGACAUGUGGGCACUCGGUGUGGUGACGUGGGAUUGCUACGCGAAGACGACACGCUCGCUGUUCACUCCCGACCCGAAGGGCUUCGUCAAGCACACGCCGACCAUCUCACAAGCGCUCGUUCGUUUCCAGACUGCAUGGCGCGAGAGAGCACGCGACCUGCACUUGCUGGACGACGACAUCGCUGCACACGUUUUCGGUUCAUGCUUCACAUUGGAGCAGGACAGGCGCAGCUCAGUCGAUUUGUUGAAGGAUUUGCAGGGCCGUUUCACGAGGACAAUUCAGUCGCUGGACGAAGAAGAGGAGCCGUAG